AUGGCCAGUAUCGAAGGUGCUGCUGUGUCUGCAAUUUUGAAAAUUUUGGCAAACAAGUUAGCUCCAUCGAUGUUGAAGCAGUACAGCUCUAUAGUGGGUGUGACAAUGGAUCUCCAGGAUCUCAAGGGUCGAUUUGAGGAUAUCAGCUCCUGGCUAGAAAAAGCAGGAUGUAAAACAAUGGAUAAUGAUCAAUUUUUCAUCAGAAAAUUGAAACACGUCGCAUACGACAUUGAUGAUAUUGUUGAUGAGUUCCAUCUAGAGGCUGAGAAGCAUGAAGCUGAAGUUGCCAACAAUAUUGUGUCAAAAUGUCUCUGCACAAAACCAAAAUCAUAUCUGUUUCAAUUCAAGGCUGCCCUCAAGAUCAAGGCUAUAAAGAAUAGAUUUGAUGCAAUAGUGAAGCAAAGAACUGACUUCAGUGCAAUAGUAAACAGUUUGCCGGAAGGUCAUCCUGUUCCACACAUGAACAGGACUGCCAAGGCAACUCCAACAGUGCCAAAUGUUGCUGUGGCAUCAAUAAUAUGUGGAAGAGAGCGAGAAAAGCAGGAAAUAAUAUCUAAACUGGUGGACAAAAAUAACCAACAGAUAAUCAAGAUAGUCUCCAUAAUUGGGCUUGGUGGCUCUGGGAAAACUGCCUUGUCUAACCUAGUUUUCGGUGAUGGUAACUCCGUAAAGGAUCAUUUUGAAGUAAGAAUAUGGGUUCAUGUGCCCCAAGAAUUUGAUGUCCAACAGCUUAUGAUGAAGAUGUUUGAAGCCAUUACUUAUCAAAAAUCUGAACAUCAUUCCAUACAGAACAUAAUUCAAACUAUAGCAGAUACAUUGACUGGAAAGAGGUAUUUGCUUGUAUUAGAUGAUGUCUGGACUGUGGACCGAAGUCAAUGGGAAGAUUUUAUGUUAUAUAUAAAGAGAGGAGCACCUGGAAGUAGUAUUUUGUUGACAAGUCGCAAUAGAAAUGUUGCAGAAGCAGUGGAAUCAACAGAUCUGUCGAAGUUGUCGUCCUUGUCUAAGGAUGAUAGCUGGACAGUGUUCACUCAGAUCAUUGGUGAGGACAUAAAAGGUUUGGACUCUGAAUUAUUGGAAGUUGGGAGAGAGAUUGUGAAUAAAUGUGGUGGGGUGCCACUUGCAAUUAAAGUUCUUGCAAAUGUCCUUCGUGGCAAGACACGUAUAGAACAAUGGAAGGCCGUGAGAGACAGUAAUCUACUAGAUGCUGAGGAUAAAGAGCAUAGAUGCAUGGAGCUUGCAGCCUUGUCAAAUUCUAUUGGUAGAAAUAAAAAGCUAAGAGUUCUUAAACUAGAUCAUACCAAGAUUAAGGAGCUACCACUAGUAGAGCUACCUAAAGAAAUUAACAACUUGGAGAAGCUUCAAGUUUUGAACUUGGAAAAUCGUGGGGAACUGGUAAAUCUACCUGAAGGCACUAGCAAGUUGGAGAAGCUUCAAGUUUUGAACCUCGAAGGCUGUAGGAAGCUGGUAGAGCUGCCUGAUGGCAUUGUCAAGUUUGAGAGGCUUCAAGUUUUGAACCUGAAAGAUUGUGAAGAAUUGAGAGGGAUGCCUAUAGAGCUCGCAAAUGUAGGUAGGAAUAGUGAAGGUCUAAUUAUCAGAGGUAUUUCACAUGUGUUGGAGAAAGAUGAUGCACAUAAGGCAUGCUUGAAAGAGAAGACAAAUUUACAGAGGUUGAAGCUAGAAUGGAAGAUGCGUCAGAAAGGUGAGGUGAACACUGAGUUUUUCUUUAAUGAAAAGGUGGACACUAUGUUGGAGGAGGCUGUACUUGAUGGCCUAGAACCGCCAGUUGGGAUUAAAGAGCUAGAAAUUUGUGGGUACUCAGGCGAGAAAUAUGCAUGGUGGAUGCAGAAUCAGGUUGUUGGUACUGAAGUAAAGGGGCAAGCUUGCUUCCAAUUUUUGAGGGCGAUGAAGCUAUCUGAUUUCCAAGGAUUGAAGCAUCUACAAGGGCUUGUGGAACUUCCUUGUCUGGAGGAGCUUGAGCUGCACAAGAUGCCUUCUCUUGAGAGCAUAAGCUGUGGCCCAUUUUCCUUCACUGGUGAAGUUAUUAAUGGAUGA
Messenger RNA from Panicum virgatum (switchgrass), 2052 nucleotides. Its product is annotated as disease resistance protein RGA2-like. The record is from RefSeq and is a predicted model, not a curated record. Lineage: Eukaryota; Viridiplantae; Streptophyta; Magnoliopsida; Poales; Poaceae. Gene Ontology annotation, biological process: defense response to fungus. The coding region runs from base 1 to 2052 and encodes 683 amino acids. The transcript is spliced from 4 exons. Gene Ontology annotation, molecular function: ADP binding.